Pomacea canaliculata is the source of this 2334-nucleotide messenger RNA. RefSeq lists its product as uncharacterized. The record is from RefSeq and is a predicted model, not a curated record. Lineage: Eukaryota; Metazoa; Mollusca; Gastropoda; Architaenioglossa; Ampullariidae.
ACGCCUGAUGAAGUAGGAGUUUGGGAACCACUAUGGAUGCCGUGCUUAUCAACGCUCAGCGUCACUGCUAAGGCCAUGGCCAGUUACUGAUCCAGUUAGAAGACCAUCUUGUCAAAGAACAGUUGAUACACAUAUGGGCGACAAUAAUCCUGCUACCAGAGGUUGAUAAUGGCUGCCAUUGAGCCCUUCUCUAGAGUAGGAGUGACGCUUGACCUGAUUCUGAAGACUUUGAUUGCAUCACCAGACUUCAAUAGUCAAAAUGUCAAAAACUGGGAAGCUAUUGCUCGGCUUAUACCAGGCACAAAUGCAAAUCAGUGUGCAAGAAGAUAUGAGGAACUAAUGGUAACAUUAGGCUUCCCACUCCAGCUGACAGGAAAAGGAUUUAUUGCCCCAGCUGUCAGCACCUUGACAAGUUUAUCGGGGUCAGAGAGCAACACACAAGUGUCAAGCAGCAGUGAUUCAAAUAAAAGUAAAGAAAUUAAAAGUCAGGAACAGCCUGGGGCACUGGGUGGUACAGGAGGUGCAGAUGGUGGUGAGCAAGGGCCAAUGAUGGUAAUCCACGUGUGUGAUGAAGCCAAAAACUUGAAAAAAGACUUCUACUGUCCACGAGACUUGCUCAUCAAGGAGAUGAAGUACUUUGCAGAGUACCUGUCCACUGACACACAGCGAUGUGAAGAAGUGGACAUCUCAGUCCACUGUGAUGUUCAGAUCUUUGAUUGGCUCAUCAAAUAUGUUAAACGUGGCACUAAGGAAGUUGUGGAGCCUCCAGUACUAGAAGCCAACAAUGUUGUCUCAAUACUCAUCUCUUCAGACUUUCUUAAGAUGGACACUUUGGUACAAGAAUGUGUGGAGUACUGCCACCACAAUAUGACUGCCAUAGUCAGCACUAACUGUAACAUGAAUUGCAUAAAUGAUCAUCUAAUUACAAGAAUCUCUGACUUGUUCUCGCACAGUGAAGCAGAUGACAUCAAGGAUCGAAAAGACAAGUUCAAGAGCAAAAUUUUUGCAAAAAAAUUGGAGUGUUUGUUUUCGCCCGACUACUCAUCACCUGAUUCACCAGAGAAUGCAUCCACCUUGUUCAGGUGCACAAUUUGCAAGCGGUUGCUUACUGUCAACUUGGAGAAGAAAGUGCGAUGCAUGCCAAGCAGAAUGACAAUUGACAGGUGGGGUAGGCUUACCUACAGUCAUGUCCGUGAUCCCACGUUUGAUGUCAAUAAUUACCUACUGGAACUCAAAGUACAACUGAAGCAAUGGCGAGAUGUUUACUGGCGGAUCUGGGGGACAAUCAAUGUCUUAACCUGCUCCCGCUGUGGUGAUGUGUUUCCUGUGACGGAAUUUGGUCAUUGUCGUUAUCACCCUGAGCCUCCUCAAUUUGACAACAAUUAGCCAGGAAGCCAGUCAUGUGUGGGGACUUACCCCUGCUGCCACCUGCGUGCUUUCCGUUUUGACCCAUUGUAUCUCAACAAGGGGUGUCAAGUGAAGGAUCAUAUUGUUAACAUCUCAAAUACACUGUCGGGUGGAGGUGAUAGGGGAUUGUACAAGACCUUGACGAUCAGAGUUUUAAAUGAUCUGUUAGUGCGACGGGAUUCCAUUUGUCUCCCCUUUCAACGACUUUCAGAUUUAAGUGACAUCUUACAAGAAGACGUAUGUGAAAUGGAAGUGAAUGUUUUUGGCAAUGAGAUUUUUGCCAGUCACACUCAGUCCAGUGGGACAGCUGUUCCAGCCCUCAUCAGCGUCAGUCAGGAAGACAAGAAAAUGCCAGAGGCAUUGCUUGGACGAGCACAACCCAUUCUGCAGUCUUUAACUGUAGAGCAUGAAGUGUCUGCUGAUGAUGACGAAUUUGGGGGAAGUGAUGAUGAGGUUGGUGAUGAUGAAUCUCAACAAUCUUCAGGUAAGAAGGCCAAAAGCAUUAGAAAGUCACAGCCUCAGGACUUACUUCAUGCUCCCAUAUUUGAACAAACAAAGAAAUGUACUUGGGAUGUGCAACGCUCUAUGAGAUACAAUCAGGAUGCUCAGCGACAGGAGGAUCAACGGCGUAUGAAAGAAAUUCGAAUGUACCUAGCAAAGCUACGCCUGAAUCCAGACAAAGUGGACAAACCCAAGAAAGAAUAUGCUGGUGGAAUCUACAGUAAGCUUGAGGCACAGUGGAGGGCAGCUCAGAUGGCCUUGUCCACCAAACAAGCAGCGAGUCAGUUCAGAGCCAAACCCAAACCACCAGUUUCUGUGCGUGGUUUACAGGCAUGAAGUUUGUUCUUUUGUCUGCAAGAGCUGAUUCUUGGCUUCUGUUACAUUCUUCUUUGCCGUGUGUCAAGGAUUUCUUUUGUCUGAAAUGAU